This is a messenger RNA of Bipolaris oryzae ATCC 44560, 774 nucleotides long. RefSeq lists its product as uncharacterized. The transcript has a single exon. Lineage: Eukaryota; Fungi; Ascomycota; Dothideomycetes; Pleosporales; Pleosporaceae. The record is from RefSeq and is a predicted model, not a curated record. The coding region runs from base 1 to 774 and encodes 257 amino acids.
AUGUCAGAGAAACACAACAAUGCAGCACCACCACCACCAUACUCACCCCAUGCCUCCUCCGUAUCACCAUCAAUCCUCGACCAACUAAACAUCACACGCACCCAACACAUCGAGUCCGUAAUCGACACCCACAUCCUCCCCCUCAUCCACCAACGCAUCACCUACGCCAUGGUAACCACAACCCUCGCCCUCCUCCCCUCAGACACAUCCCUCGCGCCCACAAAAGCAAACGCCUACUCCUCUGCUUUCCUCCAGGACUCCCCUUCCUCCCCAGACUCCUCCACCUCCAUUCAAGUUCUCGGCUUCGCCUCCGACACCUCGCCUCCCCACCUCAUCCACCUAUCCGGCCCCAUAAACAGCACAGAAUUCUGGAACCUACCACCCGUCCUCCACGAGCUCGAAACAAUCCUGACUUCACGGUUGAAUCCGCAUUCUACCCCUAUGCCCACGGCUCCAUCUAGCUACCGAGAUACCACUCUUUCUCCUCCCAAUGCUGCUGGUGGUGCUGCAAGUGCGCAAAUCCUACCACCACAGCGGUUUUCCCGUCGCAGUCUCCUAGCCAGGGUAAUGCCGUCGUUGGGCCCGGAACAGGCGUCGCCGGGGAAUAACCCAGAGGUCGGUGUGAGACAUAUUGACAAUGCUGCCUCAGGGACGAAUAUGGUUACGGUGAAAGCGAGGUGGGAGGAGAUUUGUUUGAGGACAGUGAGCGACUUUGGCUUGUACGAUACGAUAUCGAAACAGUGUGUUAUUAUCAAAGUAGAUGCACAAUGUUGA